CACUGCCGCCGAUUUUUCCCGGCAAAAGCUAUAAGAGGUGCUGGUACCUGCGGAUUGUUUGCAGUGAUGUGGAAACGGUUUUAUUUUGUGACACUUGUGCUGUGGGUCCCGGCCCUGUCAAAAUUCUCACCGGAAAGUGUCAUCAAUAAGAUUCUUGACAGGUUGGGGAAGAGUCUGGAGUACGUCUCGGAGCACCAUGAUAAGAUCAACGUGGACUGUUUGUUCGGGGUGGUUUUGGCUGGAGCGAUUCUGGAUGACACGGUGGGGUAUCCAGGGCCGUACCAGGAGCGGGCGAGGGCAAUGAAGGCAAAGACGAGGGAGAUCUACGCCAAGACGGUGCCUCUGAUGCAGAAGCAGACGUACUGGAAUUAUUUCGCCAAGCACGUCGUCGUCCCCCAGCUCUGGUCCAAACUCCUCAAAUACAAAUUCUCCGAAUUCCGCAUGGCCUACGCCAUGAAGAGCCGCGUCGAAGCCCUCUUCUCCAUGAAAACCUACGAGAACUACAGCGAAGGCUUCUCCGACCAGUGCCUCUCCUCCGUCAUCAACAGCACCCUCAACCUCAAACCCAAAACCAUCUGCCGCUUGAGCCCCAAAUGCGAGCAGUUCGUAGAAAGCCUGGAAAAAGGCUCCGGCUACAUCCUCACCCACAAACUCCUCCUCCUCCAGGUGGCCCGCGUCCGCAAGUGCACCAUGCACCCGAAGAUCCUCUCCACCGCCAUCAAGAAAGUCUGCUCCACCAUCUACACCGAAACCAUCAGCGUGGAGUACUUCAUGAGCCUGGACGACAUCUUCGACUUGUUCUUGGAGCAAACGCUGCUGUGUGGGUACGAGGGGUUCGCCGAUUUUUUGAAAAUUCCGUGGCUGGAGAAGAUUUUCGAGGUGCAGCAUGACACGGGGUGUUUUCCUGUUGGUGUGGAGAGGAGGGGGAAGAGGGAGACCAACGAGUGGGCGGAUGGGUGUGCGGAUCACACCACUGGGUUGGGGACGGCGGUGUUGAGUUUGUAUCUCAACUAUAUUAUUAAAAAUACCGAAACGAUAGUACUCACGUCUGAGUGGUUUUAGUAUAGCAGAUGUUUUUGUUUGUGCUGAUACUUGAAUAAAGUUUAUUAGGUGG
This is a messenger RNA of Zophobas morio, 1114 nucleotides long. Its product is annotated as UPF0764 protein C16orf89 homolog. NCBI's taxonomy places the organism in Eukaryota, Metazoa, Arthropoda, Insecta, Coleoptera, Tenebrionidae. The transcript has 4 exons. Gene Ontology annotation, cellular component: cytosol; membrane. The coding region runs from base 67 to 1062 and encodes 331 amino acids. The record is from RefSeq and is a predicted model, not a curated record.